UGGAUGGUGUGCUUCCUUUAUGAAAAGGGAGUGCGCAUCCUCCGGAGAGCUUGGAGAAGCAAGAGAACCCGGCUGCCGCUGCCGAGCCGCCGCUGCUGCUGAGGGGAAGCAGGAAAACAUCAUGAGCUCCAGGAAGGUAAUGGCCAUUCAGGCCCGAAAGAGGAGGCCGAAAGGGAAAAAAGACAAGACAACCCAGCAUCGAAGGCCUGAGACCCAGCAGAAAGUCCCGUCGGCGCCCCCUCCCCCACCACCCCCGCCCCCCCCUCCUGAGCCCGUGCCCCCCCCUGAGCCAGAGGAGGAGAUCCUAGGCUCAGACGAUGAGGAGCAGGAGGACCCCGCCGACUACUGCAAAGGAGGGUACCACCCGGUGAAGAUCGGGGAUCUGUUUAACGGGAGGUACCACGUGAUCCGCAAGCUGGGAUGGGGACACUUCUCCACCGUCUGGUUGUGCUGGGACAUCCAGGGAAAGCGCUUCGUGGCCAUGAAGGUGGUGAAGAGUGCGCAGCACUACACAGAGACGGCGCUGGAUGAGAUCAAGCUGCUGAGAUGUGUCAGAGACAGUGACCCCGGCGACCCUAACAAGGACAUGGUGGUGCAGCUUAUCGAUGACUUCAAGAUCUCGGGAAUCAAUGGAAUUCAUGUGUGUAUGGUGUUUGAAGUGCUGGGGCAUCAUCUACUGAAGUGGAUUAUUAAGUCUAACUACCAAGGCCUGCCACUGCCCUGUGUCAAGAGUAUUAUCAGACAGGUUCUGCAGGGCCUGGACUACCUCCACAGCAAGUGUAAGAUCAUCCACACGGACAUCAAGCCCGAGAACAUCCUGCUGUGCGUGGACGAUGCCUUUGUGCGCCGCAUGGCUGUGGAGGCCACCGAGUGGCAGAAAGCCGGAGCCCCUCCUCCCUCCGGCUCUGCAGUCAGCACAGCCCCUCAGCUUAGACAGGUGGGGAAGAUCUCCAAGAACAAGAAGAAGAAGCUCAAGAAGAAGCAGAAGCGGCAGGCUGAGCUGCUGGAACGGCGCAUGCUGGAGAUCGAGGCCCUGGAGCGCGAGGCCGAGAAGCAGCGGGAGAAUGAGGACCCCGACGCUGACCCCGACGCUGACCCCGACGCCAUCUCCACCCCCAAGCCCAGCUCGGCCCCGGGGCCCGCCAUCGCACCGGCGGACACGGACGACGACGACGACGAUGAUGACGAGGUGGAUGAAGAAGAUGAGGGCGAGGGAGAGAGGGAGAGGCCUGUUCGGCUCACCAACCACACCUGUGCAGCUCCAGAGCAGGUAGCAGACACGUCGGCGGAGACCCCUCCGAGCGCAGUGGACGGGGAGGUGGACGAGCACCCCAGCCCAGAGAGAGAGACACGCAGCCCCACCAACCCCCAGCCAGAGGGAGAGACUGAGACGAAGGACAAGAAACAGGAGGAGAAGGAGGAAGAGGAGAAGGAGGGGGAGGAGGAACAGCAGCAGGAGGAGGAGCAGGAGGAGGAGCAGGAGGAGGAGCAGGAGGAGGAGGACAACAAGGAGGAGCAGGAGGAGAAGCAGCAGGAGCCCAAGCUGGAGAAGGAAUCGCCAAAGAAAGAGGAGUGCAAAGGAGAGACCGAGCAGGAGAAAGAGGUGGAGGAGGAGAAGGAGUCCAGCGGGCAGGAGAAAGAGGCGGGGGGAGAGGAGGAAGAUGAGGAGGAGGACGAGGAGGAGGACGACGAUGACGAUGAGGACGAUGAUGAUGAUGAUGAUGAUGAUGACGACGAUGAGGAGGACGAGGAGGAAGAUACUCAGAGGAACAACUCCACCAACACCAACUCCACCAGCAUCAACAUCAGCACCACCAUCAACACGGACGCGUCCAAGGCCAACGGCCACGUGGUGCUGGCCGUGAAGGAGCUGGCACUGGACCUGGGUGUGGUGGCGUCCCCCACAACGCUGCUCUGCCCGCUGGUGGAGUCCGAGAUCAGCACCACCGACCGCGACGCUUCCGACGCCUCGUACGAGCUCUACAACGGCGAGAACCCCGUCCUGACCAACGGGAGUGGGGGACGCCACCGUGGCACCUCGCCACGCUUCCCCGAGCUACCGCUGGACCCCGAGCCCGGUGGCCCUGACCGCCCGCACGGUCCGCAGCAGCAGGGCCCCUUCAGCCCCAGCGGAGACCGCAGCCGCACAGUCUCCUCCUCCAGCACCGGAGACACGCCCAAAGCUAAAAUUCGAGCAGCCGACCUGCUGGUGAAUCCACUGGACCCGCGCAACGCCGACAUCCUCAGAGUCAAGAUCGCUGACCUGGGCAACGCCUGCUGGGUGCACAAGCACUUCACCGAGGACAUCCAGACGCGGCAGUACCGCUCCAUCGAGGUGCUGAUUGGGGCCGGCUACAGCACUCCCGCAGACAUCUGGAGCACAGCCUGCAUGGCUUUUGAGCUGGCCACUGGAGACUACUUGUUUGAGCCGCACUCAGGGGAGGACUACUCCCGUGAUGAGGACCAUAUAGCCCACAUCAUUGAGCUGCUGGGCUGUAUCCCACGACACUUUGCACUCUCUGGAAAAUAUUCCCGCGAGUUCUUCAACCGAAGAGAUCACAUCGCUCUGAUCAUGGAGCUUCUGGGGAAGGUCCCACGUAAGGUGAUUGCUGCCGGGAAAUACAGCCGCGAGUUCUUCUCCAAGAAAGGCGAGCUGAGACACAUCACCAAGCUGAAGCCGUGGUCGCUGUUCGACGUCCUGGUGGAGAAGUACGGCUGGUCGGCAGAGGACGCGGGCCACUUCACGCACUUCCUGCUGCCCAUGCUGGAGAUGGUGCCAGAGAAGAGAGCGUCGGCCGGGGAGUGCCUCAACCACCCCUGGCUCAGCUCGUAGCAGCGCUGCCCCCGACCCCCGAACCUCACAGCGGCAGCAGCAGCAGCAGCAGCCUCCAGGACUGCGCUGUUUCCAUACAGACUGGAGCGAGGGAAGCACCAUCUUGAGAGAGAGAGAGAGAGAGAGAGAGAGCAAGAAAAAAGAGGAAGAGAGGAGAAAGAGAGAGAGAGAAAGUGAGAGGAAGAGAGGAGUGGAAAUGGACGGACUGGAGAGAGGAGGUGGGCCAGGACGCUUUACAUGUGCGAGUGUGAGAGAAAAAGACAACAGUGGUUAAGGCCACUCCUUAAACACACUCACUCACACAUCCACACACACACACACACAUGCCUCACACAGGCUUUUAACACAUUCCCAGUUCUUGAACACAUUCCCAUUGCAUGUCGGAAAUUGGGACACACGUCAAGUAGACGGCGUCUCCUACCCGAAGCAUUUACUGUUCCAUUAACAUGGCAUUCCAACAUUCCUUUCACAUUCACUUACCUACAGUACUGUACAUCACCGUCUCAUGUAGACUAAACCAAGUCUUACAAAGGAAAUGGUGGACUUCUGUCGCUCUUCAGAUGUUUAUAGGAACCUCUUAGUAUCUAGCUAACACUUGAUAUUGUAACUAACUUUGCUAUUGAAAUUACUAUUGGUAAAAUGUAACGUUUACCAUACAGUAGAUCCAGGUUACAGUGUUUGUAGAUGCAGAGCUGUGGACGUGUGACUUUACUUCUGAUGCCAUCACAUACGGAACUCAAAACGUGCAUGAUAACAUACAUGGAACUCCUACCGUACAGGAUCUCUUGAUACUUCUGAUAGGGAUUUGUGGUUGUCCUUCUCUGGGGAGGCGUAAAAAGCUGUGCCUUUGGCUGAGCUCUCCUGAAUGUCCUUGCCUGCCGUCUUGUCAAAAGACCACCCCCCUCACCAGGCUGCUGACUGAAGUGAUGUAGCUAACACUGAGCCUCAACAACCUGCCUUCUCUCACAGACCACUCGGCAUGAACUAGCUCUCGUCAUGUCCGCCUCCUGCACUCAAGGAUGUGGCAGCGGACGAAACGGACGAGGGUGCGUUCAUGUGGGUACCGGUCUAUACAUAACUGCCACACACAACGUUCACAACGUCCACGCUUCUUGACCCCCGACGGUCUGCCUGCACCGGUUCACAGUUCUGUUUCGGGCCCACCUCUCCUUCCUGGUCUCUCUCGGUCAGUCUUUCUCAUGCUCGCUUUCUCUCUCUCUCUCUGUUUUUGGGCUGCUCUCCUGUCCCACAACCCUGACUAGCUCUUAAGCUGAGCUACGGACCCCAAGUUGAGGACGGAAAGUCCUGCCGCUGAACUGUUUACAUCCCUGAGUCCCAUUCCCCUGAAACCCUGUCCAAGCUCCCCUCACCCAAAAAAAAAAGAGAAAAUAGCAUACGAGCCCCUUUCCCUGAAGCCCCUGAGACCUGCGCCAAGCUGCAUGACCCAGAUCCUGCAGUGCACAUGGAUUGGGGGGGUGGAUAACCACAAUACAAAAACAAACAACAAACAACCCCAGCCUGCCCCCCCCCC
Molecule: messenger RNA, 4364 nt
Organism: Alosa sapidissima (American shad)
Lineage: Eukaryota; Metazoa; Chordata; Actinopteri; Clupeiformes; Clupeidae
Product: SRSF protein kinase 2-like
Biological process (GO): spliceosomal complex assembly; protein phosphorylation; regulation of mRNA processing
Molecular function (GO): protein kinase activity; ATP binding
Source: RefSeq, a predicted model, not a curated record